This is a messenger RNA of Nanorana parkeri, 1179 nucleotides long. Its product is annotated as 1,25-dihydroxyvitamin D(3) 24-hydroxylase, mitochondrial-like. The record is from RefSeq and is a predicted model, not a curated record. Gene Ontology annotation, biological process: glucocorticoid biosynthetic process; cellular response to peptide hormone stimulus; C21-steroid hormone biosynthetic process. Gene Ontology annotation, cellular component: mitochondrial inner membrane. Bases 14 to 1150 code for a protein of 378 amino acids. Lineage: Eukaryota; Metazoa; Chordata; Amphibia; Anura; Dicroglossidae. Gene Ontology annotation, molecular function: monooxygenase activity; oxidoreductase activity, acting on paired donors, with incorporation or reduction of molecular oxygen; iron ion binding. The transcript is spliced from 10 exons.
UAAACCCUGGAGAAUGUAUAGAGAGCAUAGAGGAGAAGAGUAUGGUCUGCUUACACAUGAAGGAGAAGAAUGGCAUAACAUGAGAAAAAUUGUGCAAGCUCACCUCAUGAAACCUAAAGAAAUAUCAAAAAUGGAUGUAAAGAUUAAUGAGGUACUGGAAGAUUUUAUUAAGUACAUUAGCCAAAUAUGUGACCAAGAUGGGAAAAUUGAUGAUUUGUACCUUGAACUAAACAAGCUUUCAUAUGAAAUAAUUUGUUCAGUCUUGUACAAUGAGAGAUGUGGACUUCUCCAAGAAUCCUGUACAGAAGAUGCCUUGACUUACAUACAAUCAGUAAAAAAGAUGAUGCAGUAUUUAGGCCCUCUGAUUGUAACCUCAGCAGAUCUUCACAAACAAUUUAACACAAAAUCAUGGCAAAAACAUACAGAAGCUUGGGAUUAUAUAUUUUCAACAGCAACAUACUUUAUUAAUAAGAGAUUAAAAUCCAGCCCUGCAUGGAAUAAUGAUUUACUUAACACAAUAUCUUCCAAUCAUCCUCUCACCAAGAAACAGCUGUCUGGUCUUUUUACCGAACUGCAGAUUGGAGGUGUAGAAACUACAGCAAAUGCUCUAUUAUGGUUGAUAUACAAUUUAUCAAGGCACAGUAAAGUGCAGGAAAAAGUUCUAGCUGAAAUCCGGACUAUAUUACCACCAGGACAGUCACCAUCUGCUGAUCAUUUGCAAAAUAUGCCAUAUCUAAAGGCUUGCAUUAAAGAAUCUAUGAGAUUAACACCUACAGUGCCUUUUACCAGUCGCACAAUGGAGGAAGACACAAAUAUUGGUGGAUAUUUGAUUCCAGGAGGUGUUACAGCAAUGAUUAACUUUCACACAAUGACAUGGAAUGAAGAUUACUUUCCUGAUGCUCGAGAAUACAAACCUGAGAGGUGGUUGAAGCCAAGAGCUUCAGUUAACCCUUUCUCAAGCACUCCUUUUGGUGUUGGAAAAAGAAUGUGUGUAGGAAGACGUUUGGCAGAGUUGCAGCUUCAGUUGGCUUUGUGUUGGAUAAUCCAAAACUUUUACAUAUGUGCUACCGACAAUGAACCUUGCAAAGCCAUCAUCUCAGGGCUCAUGAUUCCAUCACGUCAACUGCCUGUAUCUUUGAAGAAGAGAUAGAUGCUCUCACAGUUCAUAUUUUAUUGAUA